This is a messenger RNA of Pteronotus mesoamericanus, 3311 nucleotides long. RefSeq names its product ZFP28 zinc finger protein (gene ZFP28). Gene Ontology annotation, biological process: regulation of DNA-templated transcription. Gene Ontology annotation, molecular function: RNA polymerase II cis-regulatory region sequence-specific DNA binding; DNA-binding transcription factor activity, RNA polymerase II-specific. Lineage: Eukaryota; Metazoa; Chordata; Mammalia; Chiroptera; Mormoopidae. The coding region runs from base 330 to 2537 and encodes 735 amino acids. The record is from RefSeq and is a predicted model, not a curated record. The transcript is spliced from 8 exons.
GCACAAAGCCCGGGCCGGGCCGAGGCGCGACGGCAGCGUUCCCGGCCUCUCUGAUCCGCCGGGGACGGGGAAGGCCGCGCUCCAGGAACGGCCUCAUUUCCCAGGGCCAGCGGCGAGCGGUGAUCACGGGGCCCGAGACGAGAGAUCCGCCUUCCAGGGAUGCCGCCCUUGUCCAGCGCGAGAGGCACAAGCAGGAGGCAGCGGCGACAGGAAAUGAACCCGGAGCCACGUCCCAGAGCUUGGUGACGUUCGGAGAUGUGGCCGUAGAUUUCUCCCAGGAGGAGUGGGAACGCCUGACCUGUGUUCAGAGAGUCCUGUACAGAGAUGUGAUGUUGGAGAACUACAGGAACCUGGUGUCUCUGGGACUUUGUUUCUCAAAGCCCGAUAUGAUCUCCUCAUUAGAACAAAGGGAAGAGCCUUGGAUGGCCAAGAGGAAGUUGACCAGAGGCCGGUGCCCAGACUGGCGGGCUGUGCUGGAGGCCGCGGAGUUGCCUGCUGAGGGGGACGCAUGUGAAGGCCCAUGGUCCGAGGCUGUGCUGAUGGAGAGGCUCGCCAGCCACCGUGCGCAGUGCUCCACGUUGGGGGAACGCUGGGGUUGUGGGGCUCCGUUCGAGAGGCAGCCGGGCUUGGAGACCAUCGCGGACAUGGCCACCAACGUCUCCCAGCAGCUAGGGCCAGCUCGGGAGAGCUUCCAUGAGAGUGUGAUCUGGGAGAAGCCCGACCUAGAGGCGGCAGGGCGCUGUGUUUCUGGGCCAGAUGUGGUGUCUGUACUGGACCGGGGGAAGGAGCCAUGGCUGGUGAAGAGAGAGCUGACAGGCGACAUGCUCUCAGGCCAACAAUCUGUACAUGAGACCCAGGAAUUAUUUCCAAAGCAGGAUUUAUUUGCUGAAGUGGUAACAGACAGAACUUUAAGCGCUAAUGUGGAAUGUUCCACUUUCAGAGAAAAUUGGGAUUCUGAGGGUGUGUUUGAAAGGAAGCUGGUAGGUCAGGAGACACAAUUCAGGGAAGAGACAAUCACUAAUAACAAAACCCUCUCUAAAGAAAGAGAGCGUACGUAUACCAAAUCUGGAAGAUGGUUCCAUUUGGACAUUUCAGAAGAGAGAGUUCAGAAUCAUGAUUCAGUUAAGAAAAGUUUCCCCCAAAAUACAGUCAUAACAAAACAUGCAGGAAUCUGUGCAGGAAAAAAACUUUUCAAAUGUAAUGAAUGUAAGAAAACUUUCACCCAGAGUUCAUCUCUUACUGUUCAUCAGAGAAUUCAUACUGGAGAGAAACCCUAUAAAUGUAAUGAGUGUGGAAAGGCCUUCAGCGAUGGCUCCUCCUUUGCCCGACAUCAGAGAUGUCACACUGGCAAGAAGCCCUAUGAGUGCAUUGAAUGUGGGAAAGCCUUCAUACAGAACACAUCUCUUAUUCGUCACUGGAGAUAUUAUCACACUGGAGAGAAACCCUUUGAAUGUGUCAACUGUGGGAAAGCCUUCAGUGAUCACAUAGGACUUAAUCAACAUAGGAGAAUUCAUACUGGAGAGAAACCGUACAAAUGUGAUGUGUGUGACAAAUCCUUUAGGUAUGGCUCAUCCCUUACUGUUCAUCAAAGGAUUCAUACUGGAGAGAAACCAUAUGAAUGUGAUGUUUGUAGAAAAGCCUUCAGCCAUCACGCCUCCCUCACUCAGCAUCAAAGAGUGCAUUCUGGAGAGAAGCCUUUUAAGUGCAAAGAAUGUGGGAAAGCUUUUAGGCAAAAUAUACACCUUGCUAGUCAUUUGAGAAUUCACACCGGUGAGAAACCCUUUGAAUGUGGGGAAUGUGGCAAAUCCUUCAGUAUCAGUUCCCAGCUGGCCACUCACCAGAGAAUUCAUACUGGAGAGAAGCCCUAUGAAUGCAAGGUUUGCAGUAAAGCCUUUACCCAAAAGGCUCACCUUGCACAGCACCAGAAAACUCACACAGGAGAGAAACCAUAUGAGUGUAAGGAAUGUGGGAAAGCCUUCAGCCAGACCACACACCUGAUUCAACACCAGAGAGUUCAUACUGGAGAGAAGCCCUAUAAAUGUAUUGAGUGUGGGAAGGCCUUUGGUGACAACUCAUCCUGUACUCAACACCAACGACUUCACACAGGGCAACGGCCUUAUGAAUGUGUUGAAUGUGGAAAGGCAUUUAAGACAAAGUCAUCCCUUAUUUGUCAUCGCAGAAGUCACACUGGAGAGAAGCCUUAUGAGUGUAGUGCAUGUGGCAAAGCCUUUAGCCAUCGUCAGUCUCUUAGUGUACAUCAGAGAAUUCAUUCUGGAAAGAAACCGUAUGAAUGCAAGGAAUGUAGGAAAACCUUCAUCCAAAUUGGGCACCUUAAUCAACAUAAAAGAGUCCAUACUGGAGAGAGGUCCUAUAACCAUAAGAAAAGCAGAAAAGUCUUCAGACAGAGUACACACUUCGCUUCCCAGCGAAUUCAUGCUGGAGAGUCAUCAACUCGCCCCUCUUUACCCUCUACAUCAAGUCCUGUGGAUCUUUUUCCCAAAUAUCUCUGGAACCCAUCCUCAUUCCCAUCCCCAUAGUUUCAAUGUCAUUAUUUCAGCUAGACUACACCAACUGUUUAAGAACUGGUCUCUCUGCUCUUCUGUGUUUGUCCUCUACAAGUUUGUUUUCAACAUGGCAGUCAGAUUGAUUUAGGCAUAAGUGUAAUUCCUUAACUUUUCAUGUGAAAGCAUGCACUGAGAUUCUUUAAACUGGUUAAUGCCUAAGAUGCUCCUAAAACAGUGCCUUGUCCAUCCUAAGUGUUGAGUCUUUUUAGCUCUUUUCAAAACAUUAUUUUGGGACAUGGAAGCAUUACCAUAGUUACCUCUGAAGAAAAAUGAUGCAUAGAACAGGCCAGGAACAGGAGUUCUGGGUUGUCAAUGAAACUUUGCCUAUGUUGGUUUAAAAUUUGAUUCCAUAAUGUUGAGUUAGUGUUGUGAUUUUCCAAUUUAUCUGCAUAAAUGUAAGGUGCGCUUGGUGAGGAAACUGAACUUUACCUCUGACAACAGUUUCAGAAAGUAUGUAGAGAAUAUGGAUGAGUAGGCCACCCGGAACAGUCAGAAAAAUGCAAGCUUCAUAUGAACAAAGUUAAAAGUACAGACAUGUUAUUCAAGAAUUAGAAAAUUUGGCAAGAUUUAAUCUAUUGAAAGUUACCUGGACUCAUAAAUGAAUUUUGUUUAACUCUCAAAAUACCAUUAACCUGGGGUGCACUCAUCAAGAGUAGGUAGGGUUCUGCAAACUGAUUCAUGGCUGAAGUCUCACUGACUGUUUUUGUAUGGCCGAUGAUCUGAAUUGUUUAAAAAUGUUUAAAUGGU